Molecule: messenger RNA, 1121 nt
Organism: Ricinus communis (castor bean)
Lineage: Eukaryota; Viridiplantae; Streptophyta; Magnoliopsida; Malpighiales; Euphorbiaceae
Product: oil body-associated protein 1A
Exons: 3
Coding region: 96-800 (234 amino acids)
Source: RefSeq, a predicted model, not a curated record
CAUUCCCACUGCAACAAAUAUCUUUAAAUUGCAGUAGCACCACAAAGAGCCCAACUAAAAGAAACAAAGCGGAAGUUGAGGAAGGAAAAAGGAUCAUGUCUGCUCAACACCCAGAAGUUCCCGGGGAGCCGACGCCAACCAGAGUGAACAUCCUUGAGAGAGCCACAGCUACCGUUCAACCGUUUGGCCCCGUUAAGAAGAUCCAUCAGCACCUCUGCGCAUUCCAUUUUUAUGGAGAUGACAUGACUCGCCAAGUAGAAUCCCACCACUACUGCGCGCACCAGAACGAGGAAAUGCGACAAUGUCUUAUAUACAACAAUUCUGAGCCGGACGCUCAUCUUAUUGGGGUGGAGUACAUCAUAUCUGAGGGCCUCUUUAUGACUCUGCCGGACGAGGAGAAGCCGUUGUGGCAUACCCAUGAGUUUGAGGUGAAGAGUGGGAUUUUAUUCAUGCCUGGAGUUCCUGGUCCGAUACAGAGGCAGGAUCAUGAGAAAGUUUGCAAGACUUACGGCAAAAGCAUCCACUUCUGGCAUGUUGACAAGGGUGACAAUCUCCCUCUUGGUAUACCUCAAGUGAUGAUGUCCUUCACUAGGGACGGCCAGCUUAAUGAGAACCUUGCUAGAGAUGUGGAGAAUCGCUAUGGGAUAUCUUUCGAGAAGGAGAGGGAGAAGAGAGCCUACAUGAAAGGUCCUGAUCUCGGAAUACAUCCACUGGCCAAUGGUGCAGGAAAAGGGGUGAAGACUCUGCUGAGAGAGGUGGAUUGCAAGCCUAUAGAGUCUGUUCCAAGGGUGUUCGUGUGAGACUCAUCUAUAGAAAUAUGGUUCGUCCUGUGUAGAUGCAGGUGCAUAUACAGUAUGUUAUGAAAUAGUGCUUAUAUGGUAUAUAUUUUGGGUGCCUGCAACUUUCGUUAAUUAGUACAAGUAUCUCUCCAAAAGAGAGAAUAUCAGUAAGGUUUUGUGUGGUGGUAUAUAUAUCUAUGUUUAUCACAAUAGACAGACACUUAUUCAGGUGUUUUUAGUCGCAUGUUGUUUACAAGUUAUGCUCAGCUCUUUUUUUAGCAGUCAUGUAGUAAGUUCAGUAAAUGUGAGUUUUUGGAUGAAUAAUAUUGCAUUUUUGGGGCA